UAUCAACUUGUACAAAGAUCUAGAUCCUUUCGAAGGGGGCUUACAAAACUGAGUGCGGCAACUUACUCCCGCACAGUCGAGCGCGAGAUCUGUUACCUUUCAAAUCAAACUUACCGUUGCCGAAAUGUUAAAGUUUCUCGUAGGGUUAACGUUGUGUUGGCUCGUGCAAAGUUUCCCGGACGGGGCACCCAUAGACACGUGUGUGAAGAACCGUGCUAAUCAGCCUAAUCAUGGACAACACAGGACGCAACCCUUGUCCAGUCUACCGUACAGGGUCACGGCAUCAGCUUUGGGUUACGGUCCAAAUACUCCGGUCACAGUGACAAUAGAAGGCUCAGAGCCGUUCAAAGGGUUCUUCAUUCAAGCGCGGUCAGUGGAGCACGACAACUGGAUCGGUGCGUGGGAACCGGCGCCCAACACGACCAUACAUCCAGAAUGUUCUUCCAUCACGCAUGGAGAUCCCGAGUUCAAGUCUAGAGCAACUCUACUGUGGAGAGCACCCCCUGAUGGCCAUGGAAGGGUCUAUUUUACGGGGACAGUUUUGAAGAACUACGGAACUUUUUGGUCGAACCUCAUUGCCGAGGCACCACAAGACCCGUCACAACUUCAAAUACUUGGGUGAAGUGAUAGAAGGCAGACGAGCAACAUAUCGUCAAAUGAUUUCUAAAAUUUUCUUUUUUUAAUCAAUUGAUAUUGCUUUAAAAAGUGUUGCUUUUAAAAUUUAUAAUCGUAUUAUGGUAGGCUAAAAAUAAUUGUAAAUAAAACUAAAUAUAAAUAAAUAGAUAAGUAUAUUAGUAUUA
Messenger RNA from Helicoverpa armigera (cotton bollworm), 800 nucleotides. Its product is annotated as putative defense protein 3. NCBI's taxonomy places the organism in Eukaryota, Metazoa, Arthropoda, Insecta, Lepidoptera, Noctuidae. Gene Ontology annotation, cellular component: membrane. The transcript is spliced from 3 exons. The record is from RefSeq and is a predicted model, not a curated record. The coding region runs from base 125 to 622 and encodes 165 amino acids.